Aphanomyces astaci is the source of this 1627-nucleotide messenger RNA. RefSeq lists its product as hypothetical. The transcript has a single exon. Gene Ontology annotation, molecular function: oxidoreductase activity. NCBI's taxonomy places the organism in Eukaryota, Oomycota, Saprolegniomycetes, Saprolegniales, Verrucalvaceae. The record is from RefSeq and is a predicted model, not a curated record. The coding region runs from base 38 to 1627 and encodes 529 amino acids.
CGCACGUGGAAUUUGCAGCAUUGUAUUACAGCCAUCGAUGGUGGCGCGUGGACGUUCCCAUUCAUUUUUCAAAACGCACUGGAACGCACAUACCAUGCUUGUGCAUCGAAUCUUGGUCGCGGCGGCUGGACUCUUGGCCGCGUGUCACUUCGUCCCCCAGGCGACUGCCCAAGUCAUCAACAUGCGUCGCCACGAACGCAUUGUGAUUGUCGGAGGGGGGCCUGCGGGGGUCCACUACGCUACCCUCUUGGUCAAGAAAGGGUUCACCAACAUUACGAUCCUGGAACAGUCCACAGAAGUGGGCGGCAAGUCCAAGACCGUCGUCGACCCCCUCGGCAUCCCGCACGAACUGGGCACUUGCUACGCUACGUCGUUGUACCAGCCAGUGUUUGACCUGCUCAAGGAGUACGACCCCACCAACACCCUCGUGCCAUUUGUGCCGUUCAUCAAAGGUCACACGUAUGUCAACCGAGACGCCAUGCCUAUAAUGGACUACAAAGCGUAUGUGGCGCAGCUCGUCCACCGACUUAUGGGACCAGUGAAAGAGCGCGAGCUUGUCCGUGAAAUCGAGAGAGCCUUUGUCAGCUACAGCAGCAUUCACACGUCGAUCUUUGGCGUGUAUGACUACGGGCUGCCGCCGCAACCGUCGGAUUGGUCUCGCAUCGACAUGUCGGGGCUGGAAUUCCUCCGACGAAACAAGCUCCUCGCGCUCGAAGGGUUCUUCCGGUUUGUGUUUCAACAGCAAGGCUACGGAACGUUGGACACCGCGCCAGCGUUUUACAUGUUGUGGUGGAUUCAUCCGGACCUGCUUCGCAAGCGCAAAGAAGCUGAUGCCAAGCGUCAGCCGUGGGCGUUCAUGUUGUCCAAGGGGUAUCAGUCGCUGUGGAAGGCCAUGGUGGCCAAAUAUGAAGGUCAAAUUGACGUCCAACUCGACACCAAGGUAGUUCAAAUCGCCCGGACACUUUCACCCAUUUACGUUACGGUCCGCCGCAGCAACGUGCUCGACAUCGUGCGUGCCGACCACCUCGUCAUGGCGACAGACUUGAGUCACAUGGUGACUUUGCCGUCCGACUUAUUGGCUAAUGAUAUCAGCUUAACCAAAGACCUGACGUCGUCUUCCUUCGUCGUGUCGUUGUUUGAAUCGGACGCACGCAAGGACGAAAGCGUAUCCCAGUGGUGGCCCAACCGUGGCGUGGGCGAGUUGGAAGGCCGGCUGCAACUCACUCGCAACUCGCGGCUGUCCCUGUACAACCCGUUGCCAGCCCACGGAUCUCAAUCCGACCCCGCUCCCACCAACUGGGGGGUUAAUGCCACCGGCCGGCAAACCCGAGUAGCGUACCAGUUCUACAACCAACGGUACCCCUACUCGCCUACGGCGGUCAAAACGCAGUUGCUCGCAGACCUCGAGAGCGCGUCGUUUACCAAUGCGGUCGUGCAAAAGCAAAUCAUCCACAACUACUUCCCAAGGUACAACCUCACGCAGUUGCAGCAAGGCUUGCCGUGGAAGAUUUGGGACAGCCAAGGGUCCAUCAGAACGACGUGGAUUGGGUCGUCUGUGAGCUUUGAAAGCGUGCUGGACGUGGUUGUAUACAACAACAAACUCAUCGAUCGCGUCAACAUUACAUGA